AUGGACUUCAAAAUAUCAGCAAAGCGGUCUCCUUCAUCAAUCGUAGCAAACAAGGCGGCUGCGGCGCUCCUCCACUUUGCCAUCGAACUAGAGUCUUUAGCAUCAACAGACAAGGGACUUAGCCUCUCCGACAUCGAGCACUAUAGCCUGCGAGCAAACGAGCCGAACAAAUUCCCGGCGGGCUCGUUGGAGCAAGACACAGCCCAACAGCUGGAAAGCAUCGGCCGACGAAUAUGGAACAUCUUUUUGCGCAAACAAAACGCAGCUAUGGGAGCCAAUGAUCAAAUAUGCCAGACUCAGAUUUGCCUACGUGCAAGACUCUUUGGCUAUCUGCUUCUUGGGAUCGGUCUCCUGGGCCGUCCUGAUGCAAACGCCGCUCAGUCGGCAGCAUACCUGAUACGACUUGGUCUCGCCCUGUGCAAAGCCUGCAUCAACAAUGCAGAGUUGGAGUGUGCACGAAUUGCGCUACAGAGAAUUACAGAUUAUCUUCCUUGCACCCCUAGUAGUACCGCGCCAGCAGAAAGUGACGGCAGCAGCCAUGCAGACUAUGCCAGCUACUACAUUUUGCGAAUCGCACUGUCAUGGAAAGACGACCGUCUCGAUCUCGCAGAACACAUGUACACCAAAGCUACACAGCAUACGCCUUUUGUCGACGCUGGCACCCGCACGACACUUGUGCAGAUCCUGACCCAGAUCGGGGAAAGCUUUGUUUCAAAGACCAACAUAGCGGCUGCCGUCCCUUGGCUUCGGCGCGCCGCAGCAGAGGCGUCUGCGCCUUGCAGCUUCCGAGACACAACGGUUGUUGACGCAGAGCUCCGAACGCGUGAACAAGCAAAGCUCGUGGCACUCGGUGUCCUGGUCCGCUGUCUGACCAGGCUGAAUUCGCGCGAGUCACUCGAGGAAGCGAAUAGAAUUGUGGCAGAGGCACAGGUCGAGUUCAGGAAGCGGCGGAUUGAGGUGCUCGAGAUGCUGGUCAUGCUGCAGACGGUAAAGGGGGAAGCCGACGGUGCUCUCACCGACUUGUUGGAGAUUUUGCUGUCGUGA
Molecule: messenger RNA, 1044 nt
Organism: Beauveria bassiana ARSEF 2860
Lineage: Eukaryota; Fungi; Ascomycota; Sordariomycetes; Hypocreales; Cordycipitaceae
Product: putative ZIP4 protein
Exons: 3
Coding region: 1-1044 (347 amino acids)
Biological process (GO): regulation of synaptonemal complex assembly; meiotic cell cycle
Source: RefSeq, a predicted model, not a curated record